AUGCGAUGGAGCUUCGCACGCGCAAGAGGCAAGCUCCGCCGCUCUUCUAGGACAAGGUUACUACGAGGAAGAUCAGCGUCUGCUUAUCCACAACUUCCCGCAGCCACUGCGGCUACGCCACCAGCCGCCAUUUUCGAUUUGCCGCUGAGCGCCCGUGGCGCCAUCUGGCCGCGUCACCGUCAGGCAGUUUGUCUGGUUUGUCGGCGCUCUCUCGGACGGCGUGGUGAAGCCAGCAUGACAGGAGCGAGGCGCAGGUCUAAGCAGGGAAAGCGAAACGUCGCCAAGGAAAAUGAAGACGCAGACAAUCUGCCGUUCGGUGGCAAAGUCCGACUCGCAAGGCGUCGAAAGCCAGAUGGGUGGCUGGUUAUUGCCCUUGAGGUGCUGGGGGCGGCGGUGGUGUUCGUGCUCGUUUACUUGGGCUAUUACCACCAGGAGGCGGUGCACUUUCACUUGAACCACGCGUACGCCCAUGUUGGACACGCGCACGCCCAGCACGUGGUCGCGCACAAGUACCUACAUGGAAACGGUGUGCCUAAGAACAGCAGCAUGGCAUUCUACUGGUUCAGAAAGGCGGCUGACCAAGGGCACGCACAUUCGGCGUACAACUUGGCUGUAGGUCACAUGCAGGGAUUUGCUACCGAUGUGAAAAAAGGGGAGGCCAAAAAGCUGAUCAAGUACGCGGCAGACAACGGAGUGCACGAAGCCCACCGCGUGUACCACGAGGCCUGCCACGCAGGAAAGUGUGACCACUGACCGUGGAAAGAGGGCCGCCAUGGUCCCGAACUACCAUAUAACUACUUUGUUUGGUUCUCUUACACUUUAAUUUUUUUUUUGAGCCAACGGUCACACAUUCGCUCAAAUGAGCCCCUCUUCUUGUCCUAAGCGGCGCAUCGCCUCUAGCGCGAAGAGCGUCGACACAAGGUUGUAUUCGUCGUAUACUCCGGGAACAUCGGCAACUAUUGGGACGAACGUAUGGGAGGAGACUAUAUUUGCAUGAUCUGCCUCCUAUCUGAACAGCUUCAAGAAAGCAGCACUUAAGAAGGGGCAUAUUUCCCAAAGAAAAUCAUUUUAUGUAUAGGAAAACUUAUCUUUGUAGGAUGACAAUAAAGAAACGUUCCGGAAAAAUUAAGAUGCCGUUUGGUCAAUUGCAAGUC
Messenger RNA from Dermacentor silvarum, 1154 nucleotides. RefSeq lists its product as uncharacterized. The coding region runs from base 1 to 753 and encodes 250 amino acids. Gene Ontology annotation, molecular function: protein binding. The record is from RefSeq and is a predicted model, not a curated record. The transcript has 4 exons. Lineage: Eukaryota; Metazoa; Arthropoda; Arachnida; Ixodida; Ixodidae.